AUGAUGAAAAUACUGGUUGUUAUUUUUUUAUGUGUUCAUACAAUCAAUUGCCUCGAACUAAAAAAACUAUCAAGUUGCCAAACUGCAUUAGGAAUGCAAUCAGGUUCUAUACCUGACUCAUCUAUAUCAGCAUCAAGUAGUUAUGAUUCAAAUAGUGUUGGACCUAAAGCGAGUCGAGCUCGAACUGAACAGUAUGGUGGUGCCUGGUGUCCAUCGAAUCAAAUAACAUCAACACCGCAUGAAUGGUUAGAAAUUGAUUUUGGUAAUUUAACUUAUUUAACACAAAUUGAAACACAAGGAAGAUUCGAUAAUGGUCGCGGAAAAGAAUAUGCUGAUUAUUAUAUAUUAAUGUAUACUCGAUCAAGUCAUUUAAAUAAUGGUAAUUCUAAUGAUAAUGAUGAUGACGACGAAGACUAUGAUGAUGAUGAUAGAACAUCAUGGAUUGAAUAUAAACCUAGAAAUACAUCUACUAAUGAUUAUAAUUCAUCAUGGAUACGUGCAAAUCAAAAUACUUAUGUGGGUGAAAUUCGUCAAUUAAAUCCACCUAUUGUUGCUAAACGUCUUCGUUUUUAUCCUGUUAGUAAACAAAGUCGAACUGUUUGUAUGCGUGUUGAAGUGUAUGGUUGUUUGUUUUCCGAUGGUAUUGUUUCUUAUAGCAUGCCACAAGGACGAAACGAUCUAAAUUCACUCGGCGAUGAUACUUAUGAUGGAAAAUAUAUGCCAGAAACAAAUAUGUUAAUUGAUGGCCUAGGACAAUUAUCAGAUGGUAUAACAGGCUCAGAAGAUAUGUCAUUUGUUGAUGGUCGUCAACCAUGGAUUGGUUGGUCCAACGAAUCCAAUACUCAUGUAACAAUCAUAUUUCAAUUUGAUUAUAUACGUCAAAUGAAUCGUGUAACUAUUCAUACAAAUAAUGUUUUUUCAAAACAGAUCUCAAUAUUUAAAACAGCAGUUGUUACAUUUUCAAUAAAUGGCGAACGAACAAGUUAUUCAAAUGCAAUUAUUUCGGAACAAAAUCGUGAUGAAUUGUUUGACAUAGCACGUCCAAUAUUGAUACAACUAAAUAAUCAUAUUGCUAAGUAUGUACGUUUAGAUUUAUAUUUUGAUUCAAAAUGGUUAUUAAUCAGUGAAAUAACAUUUGAUUCACAAAUUUAUAAUGAAAAACUUGACAAUAAAAAUGUUGAUCAUCUAUUCAAUAUAAAUCGGCAAACUCCAUUAUCGUCGUUGUCCGAUCCAAUGAAAAUGGUUACAGAUAUACGUAAACGUCAUCGGGAUGUCUUACAACCAACAGCAUCCGUACAAGCAACAACAAAGUCACAUUCAUUACCACAUUUCUCUAAUAUGAUUACGACUGAAUUAUCAUUAGCAUUUUUUAUUGGAGCAUCAUUAGCUGUUGGUCUAUUGUUACUUGUUUCACUAGUAUGGCUUAUAAGACGAAAGAAAAAACUUCAAUUUCAAAAAUUAACAGAAAAACCAUGCAAUAAUUCUUCAUGUUAUACUUAUCCAACAUUACCGAUACGUGAAUUUCAUGAUUUAAAUGCUCCUGUAACAAGUGCCGUUGAUGAUCGUGAUUAUGCUGUACCAGAUGUUAAUUUCUAUUCGACAUUUGCUCAUAGUCCUCAUAUGAAUCUUCAUAGAAAACAUAUACCACCACUAUCAUCUACUCCAUCAUAUACAUGUAGUCCACGAUUAGUACGACCAGCGAAUAUAAAUCGUUAUCCAACAUUAAAACCUCUUCCAACACAUUGUUGUUUACAUCAACAAUAUUUAACAAUGCAACAUCGUCAACCAUCCAUAAAAUCAAAUUCUAAUAUGAUUUUAUAUUGUCAAACAACAGAAGAAUUUCCGUCCAUUGAAGCACUUUGUGGAAAUAGUUUAAUGAUAAAAAUAAAUUCAACUAUUGAUAAUCAACAAAUAUUGAUAAAAGAAAUUCAAUCUGAUAGUAUAAAUUUCAUAGAGAAAAUUGGUGAUGGAUUAUUUGGUAGUAUACAUUUAGCUGAAAUGAAAUUAGUUGAUAAUGAAAAGCAAAAUGUUAUUAUUAAAUCAUUAAAUGAUAAUGUUGAAGAGAAACAUAAAUUAUUAUUUUGGAAAGAAAUUGAAUUACUAUCAAACGUCAACGAUUUUCAUGUAUUUUCAUUAUUGGGUACCAUAAAUAAUCAACGAACAGCAGCUGUAUUUGAAUAUCAUUCCCUUGAUUUAUAUCAAUAUCUUCGUCAGCAAUCUAUACCAAUGGAUAAUUGUUCAGCAUCGAGUUUUUUACUUUCAUUAGCAUGUCAAAUUGCGUCCGGAAUGAAAUAUUUAUCAUCAAAUCAAAUAGUUCAUCGAGAUUUAGCAGCAAGAAAUUGUUUGGUUUCAUCAAUAAAUAAUCAAUUACAUAUAACAGAUAUAGCGAUGGUUAAAUCUGAAUAUGCAAAUGAUUAUGCACGAGUUGGACAUUUACAAUCACGUAUUGCUUUACGAUGGUCUGCAUGGGAAUCGAUAUUUCUUAAUCAAUUUUCUCUUAAAUCAGAUGUUUGGUCUUUUGGUGUCACACUUUAUGAACUUUAUACAUAUGCACGUCAACGUCCUUAUCAUGCAUUAACCAACGAACAACUUGUACAACAAUUUGCUACGUUCUCACAAGAAUCAAUACCAACACUGCCAGUAAAUACUUUUGUUUCAUUAUCAAAACCAGAAUUAUGUUCAAAAGAAAUUUAUGAUAUGAUGUGUGAAUGCUGGCAACGAGACUCUACACAACGACCAUCAUUUGCUGAUAUAUAUACAUUUUUACUUGGUCGAGCAUCAGGCUCAGCACCAUUGGUGACACCUGAGCAACUAUGA
Rotaria socialis is the source of this 2817-nucleotide messenger RNA. The record is from the annotation of a GenBank genome assembly. Lineage: Eukaryota; Metazoa; Rotifera; Eurotatoria; Philodinida; Philodinidae.